UUUUUGUUUCCUUAACCCCUCCAGGAGGAAUUUUGGAUCUCUCCUUGCUCCUUAAACCCCAAAACAGAGUCUGUGUGUCACUCCGGCAGAGCAGAUAAAGGUAUAAAAAUGCAAAGUGCGACUCUCGCCUUUCAUCCUCCGGCACUCCAUACUUGUUCACCUUCUCACUUCUCCUUCAAACCCAAACCCUAUCACACAUUCUUCUCAUACACUUGUCCAACUCCUACACUAUCUUUUACCCAAACCCUGUCAAGAAAAUCCAUUUGCAUAACCCCAGCUGUUGGCAAAUAUGUCAGGGAGGAUUAUCUUGUGAAGAAGUUGUCUGCCAAAGAGAUUCAGGAACUGAUAAAGGGAGAAAGGAAUGUGCCACUGAUUAUUGAUUUCUAUGCCACAUGGUGUGGUCCUUGUAUUUUGAUGGCUCAAGAACUUGAAAUGCUUGCUGUAGAGUAUGAAAACAAUGCACUUAUUGUGAAAGUGGACACAGAUGAUGAAUAUGAAUUUGCACAUGAUAUGCAGGUUCGAGGACUACCUACAUUGUAUUUCAUAAGUCCAGAUCCAAAUAAGGAUGCUAUCAGAACUGAAGGGCUCAUCCCAAUACAAAUGAUGCGGGACAUCAUUAACAAUGAUUUAUGAUGAAUAAUUCAGUAGGUUCUUCGUUAGUUGAACUAUGCAUCCCAUGCUCUUUGCUGCUGUUGUCAAGCUGCCUUUUAUUCAUUCGCAGCAAUGUACCAAUAUGUGGAUCUCAAUAUAAUUUUUUAGCAAUUUCU
Molecule: messenger RNA, 767 nt
Organism: Solanum dulcamara
Lineage: Eukaryota; Viridiplantae; Streptophyta; Magnoliopsida; Solanales; Solanaceae
Product: thioredoxin-like protein CITRX, chloroplastic
Exons: 4
Coding region: 109-633 (174 amino acids)
Biological process (GO): plastid organization; cell redox homeostasis
Cellular component (GO): thylakoid
Molecular function (GO): protein-disulfide reductase activity
Source: RefSeq, a predicted model, not a curated record